Triticum turgidum subsp. durum (durum wheat) is the source of this 1050-nucleotide messenger RNA. NCBI's taxonomy places the organism in Eukaryota, Viridiplantae, Streptophyta, Magnoliopsida, Poales, Poaceae. The record is from the annotation of a GenBank genome assembly.
AUGGAGGAGGUGGAGGAGGCCAACAGGAUGGCCGUGGAGAGCUGCCACAGAGUGCUCGGCCUGCUCGCCCAGACCCAGGACCCGGCGCAGCUCAGGAGCAUAGCGCUGGGGACGGACGAAGCCUGUGCCAAGUUCAGGAAGGUGGUCUCCCUCCUCGGCAACGGCAACGGCAACGGCAACGAAGGAGGGGGAACCCACCAUCCUAGAGCCAAGCUGGUGAGCAGAAGGCAGACCCCGGGGUUCUUGAGCCAGAAGAGCUUCCUGGACAACAACACCCCGGUGGUGGUGCUGAACAGCGCGCACCCUUCGACCAGCUCGGCUCAGGUGUAUCCUAGCAGCAGAAACAGCAUUCUGGAUUCAUCACAGGCCGCGCACCCGAUCGGAGGGCCUCCCAAGCUGGUGCAGCCGUUGUCCGCGCACUUCCAGUUCGGCGACUCAUCGCGGUACAACCAGUUCCAGCAGCAGCAUCAGCACCAGCAGCAGAAGAUGCGGGCCGAGAUGUUCAAGAGAAGCAACAGUGGGAUCAACCUCAAGUUUGACAGCCCCAGUGGCACCGGGACGAUGUCGUCCGCGAGGUCCUUCAUGUCAUCUUUGAGCAUGGACGGCAGUGUGGCCAGCCUGGAUGCCAAGUCUUCCUCCUUCCAUCUGAUCGGUGGGCCUGCUAUGAGCGACCCGGUGAACGCGCAGCAGGCGCCGAGGAGGCGGUGCUCGGGACGUGGGGAGGAUGGAAAUGGCAAGUGUGCUGCAACUGGCAGGUGCCAUUGUUCUAAGAGAAGGAAGUUGCGGGUGAAGAGGACGAUUAAAGUUCCCGCAAUUAGUAAUAAAAUUGCUGAUAUACCUCCAGACGAAUACUCCUGGAGGAAGUAUGGGCAGAAGCCAAUUAAGGGUUCCCCUCAUCCCAGGGGGUACUACAAAUGCAGCAGUGUGAGGGGUUGCCCUGCGCGGAAGCAUGUUGAGCGUUGCGUGGAUGAUCCAUCGAUGCUCAUUGUGACAUACGAGGGAAAUGCCAACUCGCCGGCACUUGUUGGACAGACUGCGUUCUUCUCCUAA